Messenger RNA from Trichoplax adhaerens, 1383 nucleotides. RefSeq lists its product as uncharacterized. NCBI's taxonomy places the organism in Eukaryota, Metazoa, Placozoa, Uniplacotomia, Trichoplacea, Trichoplacidae. Gene Ontology annotation, molecular function: double-stranded DNA binding; Y-form DNA binding; damaged DNA binding. The coding region runs from base 1 to 1383 and encodes 460 amino acids. The transcript has 12 exons. The record is from RefSeq and is a predicted model, not a curated record. Gene Ontology annotation, biological process: DNA double-strand break processing involved in repair via single-strand annealing; double-strand break repair via homologous recombination. Gene Ontology annotation, cellular component: site of double-strand break.
AUGGAUGGUAUUCGUAACCUUUUGGAAAGUGUAAUCCAAGAAAUUGGAAAUAAAUGGAAGGACGUAGAAAAAGAGUUGAAAACAUUAAAGGAGAAUAAUCUGAAUUUAGUUGAACAAGUUCAAACGCUAACUGAAGCAUUGAAGAAGGCCCGUCAACGUGCCAAAAAAGAUAGAGAGAACUAUCUGAUUAAAGAAACGGAAUGGAGGCGGUACACGGAAAAACUAUUAAAUAGACAAAAAUCUAUUCCAAAUUGUGAGAUGGGGGUCCUGGUGGAUUUAUUACAGUCUGAUAAAAUUCUUGAUCCAGAAUUAUCAGAUUCGACAAAUAACAAAAAAAGAAAGCACGGUCCAAUUUCAGAAGAUGAAUUAAAUGCCGUAGAUGAAAGUACAGAAAAGCAAAUUCAAGAUGAUGAUGCAACAAUAACGGAGAAUGAUACACAUAAACCAAUGAAACUAAAAAAAUUUAAUAAGAAAAGGCAGCGAUACAGACACCACCUGACUGGGACCACAAACUGCAAUCUACCGGUCGUAGAUAGUCAUCAUAACGAUUUUAAAAUAGAUAUAACUGAAAGUGUCCCUAUUAUUGAUUCGCAAGCAAGCAUAGACUUGACGAUGACCCAGCCGUCAUCACCGGUUUAUAAGCCUAGAGAAGGUAGAUUAGUUGCUUGUUGUCCUGAUAUGAUUGAAGACGAAAUCAAAGAAAAAGAGGAAGAGAUAGCCGACAAUGAUAUAACUCUAAGUGGCAUUCAUGAUGCUAACAACAAUUACAUUGACCAAAAUGAGACGAAAUCAUUCAAUGAUUUAAAUAAAGGCCUCCGUAACACUAACGAAAAUUAUGAGAACGAAUUACACUGUGUAACUGAUGAAGCCGAAGGACUACAGAAAUCUUCCGACAAUCUUAGCGACAUAGAUUCGAAUUUGGAAGAACUUGGCAAUACAAUUACCGUGAAAAAUAAUGGAGACGCGAUCGAACUUAUAAGUCUAACAAAACGAAAUAGUCCAAAAACACCAGAAAGUAUCCGAGAUACUGAAAUGAAAAUCAAAUUGCCUAUCACAACGAUCGAUCAAUCUUUUAAGAAUCAUGGCAAGAAGCCAAAUUUUAAGUACUCUGAAACAGUCCGAAAGAAGAACGAACGUAGACAAUUAGAUGGGCAUGCGUGUGACUUGUGCAAGAAGUAUUACUCAGGGUUAGGUUUGAGUGAAAAAGAAUUACGUGAAAGAAUGAAAAACUGCUCUAGGCAUCGAGCUGUAUGCAGCAGACCAGAUACUCCUCCCGAUUUCUGGUCAACAGACUUUCCUGACACGCAGACAUUAAUCGAGAAGCGAAUGCUACUAAGAGCAGCUAACAAUAAAGUAAACAUAUCGGAUGGCAAAACUGUCUGA